UCUCUUGUGUUGCGUUCGUUUAAUUAAUUAAUGUGACUGCAGACUCUGUGUUUUCUAGAAAUAAACGUUAUUCAACGUUUGACUGAUUGUUUAUCUCGUGGAGCGUUUCGCUGUCGGGGGUCACAUUCCUAGUCCCGUAGACCUGAAACCUGUGUAUUAAGAAGCUAUCCUACACAAACUAAAAUUUACAUCAGCUCGCCAGGGAGUUAAGUUAAGUGGGGGUCUUAUCGAUCAUGCCAUGCAGGGUUAAUGACAGGUGGUAGGUCAGCUUGGAUCACUUGUGUGCGUCGUUUAUCACCUUUACUUGAGUUGUCAUUCACAUGUUAAUAAAUAAACUAAACCAUUUACUUGAUUGGAAGAGGUGAAUGCUAUCAUCACCAUCCUCAGUGUAAUUAAUGUGCUAGAUAUGUUAAUUAAUUAAUUUAGCAUUCAUUCACGUAGAAUGGCUAAACUGUUUAGGAUUAUUUAUUAAUUAAUUAAGGACAGCAGUAAAGGAGAGCUCUUGUACGGGGCUAAAUGGUUUCUCUCAAAAGGUCAUUUCCAGGAGAGAGCAUGAUGCUUUAAAGUAGACUGGACACAUUUACUGUCUGCUACCACAAGCACCUACUCUACAAACGUUUCUUCGUUUCGCUGGUAAUACUAUUUCUAUGUCUAGGUGUCAUUAUUACGUGCCGUUCGUACGUGCCAUUUCUACGUGUGAAUUAUGAUUUUUACUUAGGCCUUCCUUUGCUCUCGGUGGACGCGAGGAUAGCAACAGCGUAUCCGUGGCAAUACCGUCGCCUACCGACAUAUAAAUAUUGCUGCGCAUGCGUUUCGACUAAGUACGUGGGUGUGUUAACUCCGCCUACCGUCGGUCACGCGACCUACUGCAAUUUCCAGGCCAAAUAGCUACGAAGCGUUAGCAAUCGAAGGUUCUGAAUGCUAAACGCAUUGUAUUCGCGUACAAUUUUGCUCAAGACACACAACUGGUGGUGUUUCGAGCGCUCAAAACGCCCGUUCUCAAUGACGUCUGCUCAACGUCCGGAUUGCGUAACCACAGAGGGCCAUCCCCCUACACAGGCAAGUCGAAGCAGGUCUGCAGCUCAAAGAGUAGCGAUUCACUGCAACACGGCUCUAACUGUCAGCGAACGAGACCGCAGGUAACACACAAUUGAGUAGACUGACUGACAUAGCACCGACGGUUUGUUUUCUUUCUACCCAAACCACUAGUCUAGGCGACGAGUCCCCUGCUUUGUUUCUCUUGUUUUGUUGCGAUCAUCAUUGUGUGAGUCUGUGUUUAUUAACUAACUGUCCUUGAGGAUAUUCUGUCCUAAGACGUUGCAUGAGGUAAAUUAAGAGUCUCUAGAGAGUGCGUAUCUACCAAUUCCGGACAGCGUGACUCGGCUGUUUGCUAUAGAUACGUACACGUUGCCACUGAACAUGAACAACUCAUAUUUAGAACGUUUCAGAACAGAUCUCUAGACUGGCAGACUGAUCGACGUCAAGGGAUACCGUAUAGUGUGCAUGGCCGUAGGAAUUCAGUUCCAAGAAUACAUGUCUCUAUUUGCCGUACAAAGUGUUGCGAUCACGCUCAUAUGUUUCUUCUUGUGUUUCCUCUGAUACACUUUGAACCGUAUGUUGAGCGUGGCCAUGCUAGCGACAAACCAGAAAACUACUUAGCUUCUUUGAUGGUCUAGAUAGAGCUAGUGCAUGGGAAUUCCUUAAUUAACUGCAUACAAGAAAUAUAUAUAUAUAUAUAUAUAUAUAUAUAUAUAUAUACUAGUAUUGAAGUGAUCUAGUAAUUUCUACAGUCAGCUUCUCUGCUAAUGUCAGUCUGUCAAGAAGAGAACUCUCGACUGCAGUACCUCUAACAAAGAAAGCACGAGCAAUUGUGAGAUGGAAACUAAAGACUCAUCUAAGCUUUCUCUACAGAUCUGAUGUCGCAAGACAGUUCUUCGUCGUCUGAUACAGAUGCAUUGAGUGACCCUAAAAUUGCAAGAUUGCGAGCAUUUGACGAACUGUUGCCGAGCCCUGCACCAGCUCAACCAGAAGAGAUCGAAUGGUCACCGCCAACCGAAUUGUUUCGACCAAAUUCCAGUGUUUCCAUGCCGACCGGCCAAAUCGUUUCCGUGCAAACUAUGACAAUAGACAAUUUAACAGAAUACGCCCAAUCAACGGAUCGAACACUAACAGAAUAUUGUGUGGAACACAUUGAAAUUGCGGAGGAUGAUCAAGCACGGAUCACUCUGCGUCGGCUUGGUACAGGAAAUUCGGCUCUACUCGUCACUAAGAACUACGUGCCUCUUUUCAGCAAAGGACAAGGUUGGGUGUCUGUCUGCCCAGAAGAGACGUACAGAUUACUUUUAUUUACGUGUCAACUGAUAGCCGAGAGUGAUAUAAUUUUAAUAUCUGAUUAUUAAAGUAAUGAUUGUAAUAAGUGAUUAUAGCAAUUAUAUGCGUUGGAAACUCUA
This is a messenger RNA of Corticium candelabrum, 2450 nucleotides long. Its product is annotated as GEL complex subunit OPTI-like. Gene Ontology annotation, molecular function: protein binding; RNA binding. Gene Ontology annotation, biological process: mitochondrial respirasome assembly. NCBI's taxonomy places the organism in Eukaryota, Metazoa, Porifera, Homoscleromorpha, Homosclerophorida, Plakinidae. The transcript is spliced from 4 exons. The coding region runs from base 1917 to 2399 and encodes 160 amino acids. The record is from RefSeq and is a predicted model, not a curated record.